GUUGUGUGCUGUAGAGUCAAUUCCGACUCAUUGCGACCCCAUGGAUUACAGCCUAGGAAACCCUGCAGGGCAGUCCUACUCUGUUUUAUAGGGCUGCUGAGUUGGAAUCUACUAAAAGACACACAGCGAGGCGGUCUUCAGCAAGAUUAGCUGCAUGCUGGCUGUUUCAUUUACAUUGGAAAACUAAUACACCCGAAUAAAUAAAAAUUUGGGAGGAUACUAAGCUUUAAGAAUAAUUGCUCUUUUAAGCUGUGUCUUUAACAGUAGCACAAAUUGGGAGCCUUUCAACUUAAUGUAUACUAAUGGAAGACUGUGCAGUUGAUCUAAUUUUGCUGUAUACAAAUGACUUAAUUAUUUAUUGUAGUAGAAACAGACCAGUUAACCUGGACAUGUUGGAUGAUACUUAGAGGUUUGCUUCAGGAAGAAAAACUUAAUUGUUCAUUAUCUUUUGUGAAGUUGAAGGUAGUAUAGGUAUUUUUCCUGCUCAGAAUUGGAGGUUUAAAAAACAAGGAAAUGAGUUGGACUCUCAAGGUAAUAUUGAACAUUUAGCACCAGAUUAAGCUUUUACAUUUGAUUCGGCUCAUCAGUUUAUGCUUUCUCUUCAUGUUACCUACUAUCUUUACUGUGAAACCAGGUUGCUGUCUCUACUGCUGGUUUGGCCUUCUGACAUUACCCUCAUCAUGCUGUAUAACUUUUCACAUGUAUUUGUUUUCGUAAGCUCCUUUACUGCAGUCCAUGUCUCAUCUAUAAAUCUGCCAUAGUGCCAGAGCUUAGAUACUGGGAGGUAAGCCAGUUGUUCUUUUCCGUACCUUUGUACCAGUUUUUGAGUCCCUGUCUUUAUCUUGCAGUAUGUUCACGCUGAUGCUCCUACCAAUAAAACCCUGGCUGGGCUGGUGGUGCAGCUUCUCCAGUUCCAGGAGGACGCCUUUGGGAAGCAUGUCACUAAUCCAGCCUUCACCAAACUCCCUGCAAAAUGCUUCAUGGAUUUCAAAGCUGGGGGUACUUUGUGUCACGUUCUUGGGGCUGCUUACAAGUAUAAAAACGAACAGGGAUGGCGGAGGUUUGACCUACAGAACCCAUCCCGAAUGGAUCGAAAUGUUGAAAUGUUUAUGAACAUCGAAAAAACAUUGGUGCAGAACAAUUGUCUGACCAGACCUAACAUCUACCUCAUUCCAGACAUCGAUCUGAAGUUGGCUAACAAAUUGAAAGAUAUCAUCAAACGACAUCAGGGAACAUAUACUGAUGAGAAGUCAAAAGCUUCCCACCACAUAUACCCAUAUCCUUCCUCACAAGAAGAUGAAGAGUGGUUGAGACCGGUGAUGAGAAAAGAUAAGCAGGUUCUAGUGCAUUGGGGGUUUUAUCCAGACAGCUAUGAUACUUGGGUCCACAGCAGUGAUGUUGAUGCUGAAAUUGAAGAUCCACCAAUUCCAGAAAAAUCAUGGAAGGUUCAUGCGAAAUGGAUUUUGGACACUGAUGUUUUCAAUGAAUGGAUGAAUGAAGAGGAUUAUGAGGUGGAUGAGAACAGGAAGCCUGUGAGUUUUCGGCAACGAAUUUCAACAAAGAAUGAAGAGCCAGUCCGAAGUCCAGAGAGAAGAGAUAGAAAAGCGGCAGCUAAUGCUCGAAAAAGGAAACAUUCACCUUCCCCACCCCCUCCUACACCCACAGAAUCACGGAAGAAGAGUGGGAAAAAAGGCCAAGCUAGUCUUUAUGGGAAGCGUAGAAGUCAGAAAGAGGAAGAAGAGCAAGAAGAUCUUACCAAGGACAUGGAAGACCCAACACCUGUACCCAACAUAGAGGAGGUGGUACUUCCCAAAAAUGUAAACCCAAAGAAAGAUAGUGAAAAUACACCUGUGAAAGGAGGAACUGUCGCAGAUCUAGAUGAACAGGAUGAAGAAACCGUCACGACAGGAGGAAAGGAAGAUGAAGAUCCUAGUAAAGGUGAUCAGAGUCGGUCAGUUGACCCUGGUGAAGAUAAUGUAACAGAGCAGACCAAUCACAUUAUUAUUCCCAGCUAUGCAUCAUGGUUUGAUUAUAACUGUAUUCAUGUGAUUGAACGGCGUGCUCUUCCUGAGUUUUUCAAUGGAAAAAACAAAUCCAAGACUCCAGAAAUAUACCUGGCAUAUCGAAAUUUUAUGAUUGAUACCUAUCGUCUGAAUCCCCAAGAGUAUUUAACCAGCACUGCUUGUCGGAGGAACUUGACCGGAGAUGUAUGUGCUGUGAUGAGGGUUCAUGCCUUUUUAGAGCAAUGGGGGCUCGUUAAUUACCAAGUGGAUCCUGAAAGUCGACCCAUGGCAAUGGGACCUCCUCCUACUCCUCAUUUCAACGUAUUAGCUGAUACCCCCUCUGGGCUUGUGCCGCUUCACCUUCGAUCACCUCAGGUCCCUGCUGCUCAGCAGAUGUUAAAUUUUCCUGAAAAGAACAAGGAAAAACCAAUUGAUUUGCAGAACUUUGGUCUUCGUACUGACAUUUACUCUAAGAAAACCUUAGCAAAGAGUAAAGGUGCUAGUGCUGGAAGAGAAUGGACUGAACAGGAAACCCUUCUGCUCCUGGAGGCCCUGGAGAUGUACAAGGAUGAUUGGAACAAAGUGUCAGAACAUGUUGGAAGUCGUACUCAGGAUGAGUGCAUCCUCCACUUUUUGAGGCUUCCCAUUGAGGACCCAUACCUUGAGAAUUCAGAUGCUUCCCUUGGGCCUCUGGCCUACCAGCCUGUCCCCUUCAGUCAGUCGGGAAACCCAGUCAUGAGCACUGUUGCUUUCUUGGCCUCUGUGGUAGACCCACGUGUGGCAUCUGCUGCAGCAAAAGCAGCUUUGGAGGAGUUUUCUCGGGUUCGGGAGGAAGUACCAUUGGAAUUGGUUGAAGCUCAUGUCAAAAAAGUGCAAGACGCAGCACGAGCCUCUGGGAAAGUGGAUCCCACCUACGGUCUGGAAAGCAGUUGCAUUGCAGGCACAGGGCCCGAGGAGCCAGAGAAGCUUGAAGGAGCUGAAGAGGAAAAGGUGGAAGCAGACACUGAUGGUCAGCAGCCUGAAAAGGUGAAGUCUGUCUAUUUGAGUUAUCCCACAACAGGAAAGCCACAAAGAACAUGCUUUUCAGAGCAUAACAGUACAGAAAACAAAGGCGAAAAUGAAAUGAAUGACGGUGAUAAAGCACAAGAUGGAGAAAAUGAAAAAAAUAGUGAGAAGGAACAUGAUAGUGAAGUUAGUGAGGAUAUUAAAUCAGAAGAAAAGGAAGCUGAAGAGAACAAAGAACUCACUGACACAUGUAAAGAAAGAGAAAGUAAUAUCGGGAAGAAGAAAGUAGAACAUGAAAUUUCUGAAGGAAACGUAGCCACAGCCGCAGCAGCUGCUCUUGCCUCAGCUGCAACCAAAGCCAAGCACCUGGCUGCUGUGGAAGAGAGAAAGAUCAAGUCCCUGGUAGCCCUCCUGGUUGAGACACAAAUGAAGAAACUAGAGAUCAAACUUCGACAUUUUGAAGAGCUGGAAACAAUCAUGGACAGAGAAAAAGAGGCUCUAGAACAACAGAGGCAGCAGUUGCUUACUGAACGCCAGAAUUUCCACAUGGAACAGCUGAAAUAUGCAGAAUUACGAGCCCGACAGCAAAUGGAACAGCAGCAGCAUGGGCAGAACCCUCAGCAGGCACACCAGCAUUCAGGAGGACCUGGCCUGGCCCCACUUGGAGCAGCAGGGCACCCUGGCAUGGUGCCUCAUCAGCAGCCCCCUCCCUACCCUCUGAUGCACCACCAGAUGCCGCCGCCUCAUCCGCCCCAGCCAGGUCAGAUACCAGGCCCAGGUUCCAUGAUGCCUGGGCAGUCCAUGUCAGGCCGCAUGAUUCCCACCGUUGCAGCCAAUAUCCACCCCUCUGGAAGUGGCCCUACACCUCCUGGUAUGCCUCCAAUGCCAGGAAACAUCUUAGGACCACGGGUGCCCCUCACAGCACCUAAUGGCAUGUAUCCUCCACCACAGCAGCAGCCGCCACCACCGCCCACAGACGGGGUUCCUCCACUUCCUGCUCCAGGCCCACCAGCCUCAGCUGCUCCCUAGCCUGCAAGAUAGAUGGAAUGUCCAUGCCCAGCACCACCAGCUGGAGUGGGGAUGACAAGACUUGUGCUCCUCAACUCCCUUGGGUUUCUUCAGGAUUUUUCUUCUCGCAGCCCCAAGCACGCGUCCUGUGUCUCUCUAUCCCUUCUCCCCUGAGCCCCCUCUGUGCUCUGACACCUCUUGUGUCAGGUCCUCAGCCAGAUCUCAAGGAGAAGCCUGUGGUGACAGUGUGCCCUAGUCAUCCUAAAAGUAACUGGCGUCUCCCCUGUCCUCGUGUAGCGGGUAGGUUGCCAGUUUCAUCUAUAGGUCCUGUCAACAUAGUAUGCUAUAAUUUUUGCUCUUCUGCAGUUUUUUCCUUUGUCUUUUGCAUCUAUUGAUAAUGCUUUUCACGAUCAUUAUCUUCUUUUUUCUUCUGUUGUCAUUAUUGUUUUAAAAAAGAGCAUCCUAAGUUAAUAGGAACCAAGAAAAAUGGUGAUGGGCAGGGGAUAGCCACAGGGGACAAACUUUAAGGCAUUAUAAGUGACCUUAUUUCUGCUUAUCUGAGCUAAGAACAGUGCUGAUGGUGAAAUCUCCUGAGACAUUUGCCACACUUACUCGCACCAAAAUUACAAGACAUAGGGAAGAGGGACCCCACUGAUUCUGUUCUCUUGUGAGGGUCUCCACCCUGCUGGCAGAACAUAUUACUUUAACUAGUACGUGGCAGGGGAGAGCACAAACAUAAGAACAAACCCACUCCUUCCCCAGGCCUGCUGGUUCUGGUUUUCUAUGCAGAUGAUUUGUUGGACUGGGGAUAGGUCUUUUGCUUUUCUGAGGGCAGCGUGAGCUUUUAGGGUUGGAGUUUGGGAAGGUCUGCCUUAGUCCCCUAGCCUAGCCACGAAAGGUUGAGGGGUCUAGGGCAAUGGCCACCCAGUGAAUCUAGCCUGUUAUUCAUUGCUUUGUAUGCAUUCUUUUUUUCUCCCUCUUUAAAAAACCCUUUAAAAAAAAAAAAGUAGAUAGUGCUAAACAUUUUAGCUUAUGGAACUUGGUUAUGAUGUCUGGGGGUGCAAGUCCCCAAACUACCUCUUGCAGUAGCCAGGGUGAGUGAAGCGGUACUAUAGGUUUGGAAUGGGAUUGGAGAAGUUGGGCAGGACCAGUGGCCUCUCGUACCUUCUCCUUUCCCUUUCUGAGCCCUCACAUUCCAUCUAUCACAGGGUUCUCAAGGAGAUGCUGGGGGAACCAAGGAGCUCACUUGGCAGUCAGAGCAUCAUGCUUGGAGGUUUGGGGUGCUCAGGCUGGGAGGGAAUGCCAUUCCAGAGGAAGAGCCGCAAACUGCCUUAAUUUGAGCCCAUUUCUAGCCCUGUCGCUGAGUGACUUGAGAGUUCUUGGUGUUCUCCUCUCCUUCCUUCUUCCCUGCCCUCUCUUCUCCCACGGGUGGGGAAAGGGUGUUUUUGGUAGAGCUUGGUUUCCAGAGCACCUGGCAUAUUCACUUCACAUUCUCGAGUGGCGGUUUCAUUAUUUAGAAUGCAGUAUGGAACAUCUUUUUCUAUAUAAUCUUUAAAGCUUUACAUGUGAAAAGGUGUAGGGAGGUGUUUCUAAAACACCUUAGAACUUUUUUCCUUAAUAUGAGAAAGCAAAAAAAAAAAAAAAAAAACCACAA
This is a messenger RNA of Trichechus manatus latirostris (Florida manatee), 5670 nucleotides long. RefSeq names its product SWI/SNF related, matrix associated, actin dependent regulator of chromatin subfamily c member 1 (gene SMARCC1). Gene Ontology annotation, molecular function: histone binding; nucleosomal DNA binding. The record is from RefSeq and is a predicted model, not a curated record. Gene Ontology annotation, biological process: positive regulation of DNA-templated transcription. The coding region runs from base 981 to 4037 and encodes 1018 amino acids. The transcript has 27 exons. Gene Ontology annotation, cellular component: nBAF complex; SWI/SNF complex; npBAF complex. Lineage: Eukaryota; Metazoa; Chordata; Mammalia; Sirenia; Trichechidae.